Salvelinus sp. IW2-2015 is the source of this 2397-nucleotide messenger RNA. NCBI's taxonomy places the organism in Eukaryota, Metazoa, Chordata, Actinopteri, Salmoniformes, Salmonidae. The record is from RefSeq and is a predicted model, not a curated record.
AUGUCUGUGCAGCCACAAGACAAGCCUCUGUCACGGGCUAUCAACAAGCGAAGCCUGGCGUCCAACAAGCGAAGCCUGGCUUUCAACAAGCCAAGCCUGGCUUUCAACAAGCCAAGCCUGGCGUCCAACAAGCGAAGCCUGGCUUUCAACAAGCCAAGCCUGGCUUUCAACAAGCCAAGCCUGGCUUUCAACAAGCCAAGCCUGGCGUCCAACAAGCCAAGCCUGGCGUCCAACAAGCCAAGCCUGGCGUCCAACAAGCCAAGCCUGGCGUCCAACAAGCGAAGCCUGGCGUCCAACAAGCCAAGCCUGGCGUCCAACAAGCCAAGCCUGGCGUCCAACAAGCGAAGCCUGGCGUCCAACAAGCGAAGCCUGGCGUCCAAGGCUACCCCGCCCCCGAAUCGCCACCCGGGCCCCUCAGCCGUAGCACUGCCUCCCGCAGCCAGCCCCAGCCCGAGGACAGGGCCAUUCCCCGAGAGAAAGAGGGGGUCAAGCAGCCCAGCAGGCGGCCCAGCCCCAUCCCCCUGGGCUGCCGCACGACCCAGUCCGCCCUACGCACCCCACGCAGCACAGCAGGCAGCCAGCCGACCGCCUCCCCACCACAACCAGCCACCCCCAGCACCGCCCGGCGCACAUUUCCACGCACAGCAAGGCAGGGGCCGCCAGGCGUGGCACCCCCGCGGCCCCGGCACCCGCGACGUCAUCGCCCAGCACCCACAUUUUCCCCAGCACCCACCCGCCGCCCCAGCACGCGGGGCGGGCCCCACCCGCCAGCCCCGCACGGGGCAUUCCCGCCCACCACCGCCCAACCCCCCAGGGGCGGGCAACGCUGCACCUCCGUUUGGAGCCCCUUAUGGGCGCCCAAACCGGACAGAGGAGGGGCCCCGACCCCCGCGCGCUCGGACAUCCGCUCCGCCGGAGCCUGUCUUUUGCAAAGGCACGCAUCCACCCCCGCAGUCUGACGCCACAACCACCAUUCGCAGUUCCAUCCGGCACACAACCGCCCGGGCACACCCACACCGCCCACACCCAGCCCCCACACCACCCCCCACCCCGCAGGGGCCCACCGCCCCAUCCCCCCCCGCGGCCCACCACACCCCCGCCCCCCACACCCGGGCACCACAGGCCGCCAUUCCUGCACCCACACCCGCCGAGGCGACACCCGCCACGACACCAUUCCAGACGCGCGGCCAAGCCCCGCCAACGGCGCACCCCCAUUCACACGUACCGCCCAGCGCCAUUUCCACCGGGCACCGGCACGCGCCCGCACGCGCCACCGCGCGGGCACAGGGGCGCCACAUCCCCCCGCCCCGCACCGCCCCCACCCGCCCACCCAUCACCCCACGCACCACUCCCGCCGCCCGCCAUCCACCGCACAUUCGGCCAGAGAGCUGGGGCACCGCCACCACGAGGGGCCCCCACCCCCCGCCCCGCGCCCCGGGCCCCGCCCGCCCCACCCACGCCCCCGGCCACAAGCCCCCACCCGCCCCACCAGCGAGGCACACAGCUCGCACAGUCACGCGCCCCACCGGGCUCCACGCGCCAAGACGAACUUCAGGGCACAGCCCCCCCCAGCAGCACCACACCUACCCGGCGGCCCGCCGCGCCAGGCCCCCCCCCACACCGAGGAGAAGUGGCGACCCCGCACGCUGCAGAAGAGCGCACCACCAGGCUUCCGUGGGCCGGAGGGCACAGCCACGCGCCCCGUGCAGCCACAUCCCCUCAGCGAAAGCGCCAGCAUCCCGCCUCCCCGGAAAUCUACAUGCCCCUGCGCGCCUAGGGCAGGUGGGGGCCGCAGGCACUAUUCAGCAACAUCCCAAGUGCGCCCGGCAUUUCAGCCCCCAGCACCGGCUGAGGACCAGAAGGGAGGCGGAGAUGUACAUUUCCCUCCAUCCCCCGCAGCACGCCCGCGGAGGCCGACCCACCCGCCCCGCCGCCACAACCCAUUUGCACCAUGCACUCACUCAUCCACGGGGCGGCAUCCAGCGCCACCCCAGCCACAGACCGCCCCACGCCAGCCACCCGGCUCGCCCGGGGGCAUGCCCCGGCCCGCCCGCCACACCCACAGCACACCCGGCACAGCUGCCCCGAGGGCCACACGACUCCCCGCUGCCCACACCGGGCGGCCACCCAGUUUCCCACACAGGGCCCACCCCCGGUGGGGAGGGAUCGUGUGGCCUGUGCCACCAUCGGGGCGCAGCCACGCCCCUAUCCGCCCCACACCGGCUCGGCACCGCCAGUGCGGAUAGGUUCGCGGGUCCGGCCCGAUUCCUAGGGCCGGCGCGGAGCUGCCGGGCACCCCCUGGGCAACCCGGGGCCACAGCCCAUCCCCCACAGCCCACCCCCGCGCGGCCCCGGCCGGCACGAGGGCCGCCGGCGUUUCUGCGAAGCUCGCAAUGA